Messenger RNA from Mycena citricolor, 823 nucleotides. The record is from the annotation of a GenBank genome assembly. NCBI's taxonomy places the organism in Eukaryota, Fungi, Basidiomycota, Agaricomycetes, Agaricales, Mycenaceae.
GUGUCCAUGUUGGUGUCCACAUCGUGCCGUUUCGUGGUCAGGAGAAGAGUGAAUACGGCAUGUGAACGUGACGAGGUUUCGUUCAUGUUGGUCGCGGCGACUCUUGGACAAAUCUUCGACGUAUGGCCCAAGACUGGGAUGUUCGCGAACACGCAGAUUACCCGUGUUCUUGGGAUUCAACAGAUCCCUGACCUUCUCGUUGUAGAUCUAGGCGGGGACACUUCAACCGUGAAGUUCACAUUUGGGUCGUCCGCCUUCUUCUGAUUCACUCUCACAAAGAGUUCCGAACAAGUGAGGGGAAUGAUACCCUUGUCAGGACCGUCUGCCUCUUUUUGUCAACGGAUGUCGAAAAUCGCCCGCACAGGAAAGCUUACACCCCAUCAUACUGCACUCCAUUGAGUGCGAUGAAAUAUGCGUCUAUAGAGAGCAGACGCACCUAUAAGAUUUCCCAGACCCUGUCGACGGUUAGUGCACGCGCCAUUUCCGAGUCAGAAGUCCACACACCAGUCUGGCCAUCUGAGAACGAGCAUCAGCUGAGGCAUGGAAUAUCACGAGCGCGACGCACAGGCAAAGAUACACGCGUUAAAUCCGUUGAAACUAUGGUCUAGGAGCUCCACCCCCACAUCUUCGUACAGAAUCUGCUGCGAGCAGUAGCCAGGCUCAUCGCGCGGCCCAGCAGACCAAUAACUCUUGUCGAAACUGAACGGGAUGCUCUUGCGUUCCGUCGAGCGCUUCGAGUCCUGCGCGCUGCCGGCUUCGGGCGGGUCUAUGAUGGUCUGGUUGCCUUGCAUGCGGAUGAGGGGCUUCGCCCCGCGAGCGAGUU